ACUGCUGAGCGACCGUCUGCUCCUGCGGGCUGCUGCUGCUCUGGUUUCUGUCUCUGGAGCGGAAUAUUGAUCUGAACAGCUGUUUGGAGGAUCUGUGCCGUUAUUUGUAAAGCACGAUGGGCUGCGCUGGAUUCACCUGCUCCAAACACUCCCUUUGCGCGCUCAACAUCCUCUAUGUUAUGGUGAGCCUGCUCAUGAUCGGCAUCGCAGCAUGGGGAAAGUGGUUUGGUCUGGUCUCCAGUUUCCAGGUGGUGGGAGGUGUCAUCGGUGUGGGCGUCUUCCUCUUCUUUGUGGCCCUGGCCGGCCUCAUCGGGGCCAUGAAGCAUCACCAGGUCCUGCUCUUCUUCUACAUGAUCAUCCUGUUCAUGGUGUUUAUUGUGCAGUUCUCUGUUUCCACGGCCUGUUUGACCAUCAACAGAGAGCAACAGGACCAGCUGCUGGAGGUGGGCUGGAAUAAUUCUAAGAGCAGUCAGAGGGACGUGGAGAAGAGCCUCAACUGCUGCGGCUUCAAACAGGUGGACCCUGACCUCAGCUGUGACGCUGCUUGUUUCCCAAACCACUCGUGUCUGCCCUGCGCAGAGAAGAUCCAGGAGCAUGCUGGAGAGGUUCUCCGUUUUGUCGGAGGAAUCGGACUCUUUUUCAGCUUCACUGAGAUUCUGGGUGUGUGGCUCACAUAUCGCUACAGGAACCAGAAGGACCCCCGAGCCAACCCCAGUGCCUUCCUAUGAGACAGCAGCAUCUCGGGCCCCUCUGCACUGUCCCCUCACCACCUCUCUGGACCUGCUGUGGGCUUUCCCUGUAAAUACAACACUGACCUGUGUGUUUCCACUGACUGCUGCAGCAGUGCUGUUUGAAUGACAAGUGUUUGUUUUUUCAAGAGUGAAGUGUGUUCUGAAAAACAAGUGGCUGUGUGUGAAGCAACAGUACACAUGGUGUCUACAGUGUGACAGCUCUGCAGAAGAAAAGGGUCUGAAAAGCUGCACUUAGCACACUGAGCACCUGCAGGUGUAAAAAAGAGGCAAUAUUGUCUACAGCAGUCUGCUGUAUAUUCCAUAGGUAUUUAUGCAGCCUGCCUGAUGUUGAAUUUGAACACUGUUUGAUUCCUUUUGCUGUUGUUCGAACGCAAUGAUGUCAACUGCUUCUCUGCAUAUUGAGACCAUUACAUGAUUUUAAAAGUAUGAAUACUGUUUGUGUGUGUGUGUGUGUGUGUGUGUGUGUGUGUGUGUGUGUGUUGCUCCUUGCUGGGUUUAGUGUAUUUGGCCUUCUGCAUGACUCUUCUGCAAAUAUGAGCUGCUGUCUAAGAGCUGCUGUGCUGGUUGUUUCAAUCACCUGUCUGAGCCUUUGUACUGUAAACCGCAAUAAAUCAC
Messenger RNA from Plectropomus leopardus (leopard coralgrouper), 1367 nucleotides. It is a transcript of the gene tspan13b, whose product is annotated as tetraspanin 13b. Lineage: Eukaryota; Metazoa; Chordata; Actinopteri; Perciformes; Serranidae. Gene Ontology annotation, cellular component: membrane. The record is from RefSeq and is a predicted model, not a curated record.